Messenger RNA from Gossypium arboreum, 1623 nucleotides. Its product is annotated as ADP,ATP carrier protein 1, mitochondrial-like. Gene Ontology annotation, molecular function: ATP:ADP antiporter activity. Gene Ontology annotation, biological process: mitochondrial ADP transmembrane transport; mitochondrial ATP transmembrane transport. Bases 133 to 1317 code for a protein of 394 amino acids. The record is from RefSeq and is a predicted model, not a curated record. The transcript is spliced from 4 exons. Lineage: Eukaryota; Viridiplantae; Streptophyta; Magnoliopsida; Malvales; Malvaceae. Gene Ontology annotation, cellular component: mitochondrial inner membrane.
UUCCGCCCUCUUUUACUUGUCUCCCUCUUUAAUUUGUUUUCUUUUCUUUCUUUUUGCCUUCUUUAUAUCUCUUUCAUUUUUUCUUUUGCUCGUUUCGUUGCAUAUUUUUUUUACAGGUUGUUUAUUGGAGAAAUGAUGGCUGAUAGGCACCAACAUCCUUCUGUCAUGCUAAAGAUUGCUGGACAACUCCAUCUUGGUUCCAGCCUUUCUCAAGAUGUUCGAUAUCGGUAUGGAGGAUUCCAAAGGCCUGCUGUACAUCAGAAGCGUUUUGCAUCUGCAAGUUGCAAUGCAACAUUACAGCAUCCCAUGACACAGCUGGCAUGCCACCCAGUAAGCUAUAAUCUCUCGUUGUUUGGAUCGAGUUCAUCAACUGUAUGUGCCCAGGCUCCAUCAGAGAAAGGCAUUUCCGGUUUCGUUAUCGAUUUCCUCAUGGGUGGAGUUUCUGCUGCUGUGUCCAAAACUGCUGCUGCUCCUAUUGAACGUGUCAAGCUCUUAAUCCAAAACCAGGAUGAGAUGAUUAGAGCCGGUCGCCUCUCCGAACCUUACACUGGUAUUGGUAAUUGCUUUAAAAGAACAAUAGCAGAUGAAGGCAUGAUGUCUUUGUGGAGAGGAAACACAGCUAAUGUGAUCCGUUAUUUCCCGACUCAGGCCUUGAACUUUGCCUUCAAGGAUUACUUUAAAAAACUGUUCAACUUUAAGAAGGACCGUGAUGGCUACUGGAAGUGGUUUGCUGGGAACUUAGCAUCUGGUGGUGCAGCUGGUGCCUCUUCCCUUCUCUUUGUCUAUUCCCUGGAUUAUGCUCGGACUCGUCUGGCUAACGAUGCCAAAGCCGCAAAGACAGGAGGGGAGAGGCAAUUCAAUGGCUUGGUUGAUGUAUACACCAAGACUCUCAAAUCAGAUGGUAUUGCUGGCCUCUACAGAGGUUUCAACAUUUCAUGUGUUGGUAUCAUUGUGUACCGAGGCCUGUACUUCGGAAUGUAUGAUUCUCUAAAGCCGGUUAUCCUUGUUGGAAAGUUGCAGGAUAGCUUCUUUGCUAGCUUUGCUCUUGGUUGGGUUAUUACAAAUGGAGCAGGUCUUGCCUCCUAUCCCAUCGACACUGUCCGCAGAAGAAUGAUGAUGACAUCGGGUGAAGCCGUGAAGUACAAGAGCUCGAUGGAUGCGUUCUCGCAAAUCCUUAAGAAGGAGGGCUUUAAGUCACUGUUUAAGGGAGCUGGUGCCAACAUCCUGCGUGCGGUUGCUGGUGCGGGUGUGCUUGCAGGCUAUGAUAAGCUCCAAAUGAUUGUUUUCGGAAAGAAGUAUGGUUCUGGUGGGGCAUAAUCAUAUGGCAACUACAGAUGGUUCAUCAAAUUCAUUGCAAUGUUAUUUAUUACAUUCCAAAUUUUGCCUUGCCUACCGCAAAUAUUAUUUUUAUUCUCAUUUUGAAUAACUUAGUUUAGAGAGGUUGUCUCGUCUCAUAGAAGAACAUUAGUCCUCUCAUGGGAGGAAUAUUUUUACCCUGAUUGCAACCGUACACUACACUACCUUUUGAAAUUAUGUAUUGUCCUUUAUAUCUUAGGAAAUUCCAAGGAUAUAUACUUAAUUAUUACUUUGUUUUUUAUCUUUUUCUUUUAAUCAUUACUGUAU